AUGCACGCCCGAUACGCUCGUCAUCAGAGCAGUCCGUCGUACCACCCGCAGCACUCGACUUCGUCGUCGUCGUCGUCGUCACCGCAGUACACGUCCAAGUACAGCAGUGCUUACGAUGGCUACUCGUCUCCGGUAAAGCCGACGACGACGUCGUACCAGCCACGGAGCUACGCCGAGUACUACCCGUCGCCCUCCAGUCCGACAACGUACUACAACUCGCAGCAGCACCACCACCACCACCAUCAGCACCAGUCUCAGCCGUACCAGCAGCAGCAUACAAAGUACUACCCAUCGGGUGCGUCCACUGCGUCGUCGUCGUCGCAGGAAGGACCUUUCUAUGCUGACGAGCUGGACGAGCUGGACGACUACAACAUGGGCAUGGCGAGUGCCGACAUGACGACGAUUCCGACGGUCCCGACGCCGAUGAAGCUGAGCAAGUACGAGCUCGGCAAGACACCGUCGGGUCGGGUCAUGGUCACUGCUGGGAACCAGACGGUCGAGUUCUUCUUGAGUGUAGCGAACGCACCACUGUCGCGGUGUAUGAUCGUGCACGAGUAG
Hyaloperonospora brassicae is the source of this 558-nucleotide messenger RNA. Lineage: Eukaryota; Oomycota; Peronosporomycetes; Peronosporales; Peronosporaceae. The record is from the annotation of a GenBank genome assembly.